UCGGAUGAGAAUAAUUGAGGAAAGAAGUCUAAGUAGCUCUAAUAGACCUUGUCGUCAUAAUUGUGAUCUCAAGAGUAUUGGAGAUAAAUUUAAAAAUACAGAGUGUCCAAAAGCUAUUGACUGUCGAUAUGUAUCGAGUGGUUUCGAUAUUUGUCAUGAGAAAAACAGUUCAAGAAGAUAUGAAUGGAUUAAAGAUUACGAUGGUAACAUAUACGGUAAAAGUAUGAGUCUUAAAAAAAAUAAUAUAUGUCAAGGAAAAAUUACAAAAGUCAACAGUGAGUUUCUGUGGUACAACGGGUAUUAUUGUGAUUACUGUAUUUGUACAUGUGUGGAAAAACCCAAGCGUUCAGAUCAUAUUAUCACGGCGAUAAGCUUCCGGGAUCAAAUCUCAGAUAUUUAUAAUGAUCGGGUAGUCACGGGUAUAAGAUUUGUUAGAAAUGAUCGUUUGAUACACCUUCAAAUACAAGAAGGACUUUUGUUGCCAUAUGGUAAAAUUAGCACGACAAGAUGGCGGCCGCUUGAACGAUUUGAGUUCAAUGAAAUGGAGGGUAGAUAUUAUCUCGUUUCUGAAAGAGAAAGCGAGUUAGGUAGAACAGUAGAAUAUUUGCCAAUGAGACUGGGAAGUGACUACGGACAUGCGGAAACCGUUAACUUGGAUGACGUAAAGGCUCCAGACUAUCACGUGGUCACGGGAGUAAGAUGUAGAUUCACCUGGGACUCAAUUUGGUCACCAAAACGGAAACGUGGACCCAUUGAAAUGCAGAUACGAGUGACGAAGUUGGAUUUUGUCGAAGGCCGGCUACUUAAUCACAAUAAUUCUUGGUGGAUUACUCCAGAUUAUAAAACUUUGAGAGGUGAGUUGGUACUAGAGAACCCAGACGACCCGAGGAAUGCCCCGGAAGAAGGGGGAAGUGUGAUGACAGCCACGAGUGUGCGAUUCCGCGCUUCUGAUUGGAGGAAAGACGCUGGACAGUCGACGGUUCCCUUUUUUGAUGGAAGGGAUACGAGCUUUACACCCGCAGCUCCUCUCCAGGGCCUUGGACUCUUCCACCUUUGGCACAAAGGCUCCGGUGGCUAUUUAGCCUUCCGGAUAUUUGACUUCGACAUGUCUCCAUUGUUUAAUUCUCAAUUCGCUGACUCUAAUUCAUAAUGCAUCCAAAUUAAACCUUCUUUCCUUUUUAUGAAUCCCCAUGAAUUUCUAUAGAU
Microplitis mediator is the source of this 1206-nucleotide messenger RNA. RefSeq lists its product as uncharacterized. The record is from RefSeq and is a predicted model, not a curated record. NCBI's taxonomy places the organism in Eukaryota, Metazoa, Arthropoda, Insecta, Hymenoptera, Braconidae. The transcript is spliced from 4 exons. Bases 5 to 1150 code for a protein of 381 amino acids.